This is a messenger RNA of Panicum virgatum (switchgrass), 702 nucleotides long. Its product is annotated as GDT1-like protein 5. The transcript is spliced from 12 exons. The coding region runs from base 1 to 702 and encodes 233 amino acids. NCBI's taxonomy places the organism in Eukaryota, Viridiplantae, Streptophyta, Magnoliopsida, Poales, Poaceae. Gene Ontology annotation, molecular function: manganese ion transmembrane transporter activity; calcium ion transmembrane transporter activity. Gene Ontology annotation, cellular component: Golgi apparatus. Gene Ontology annotation, biological process: manganese ion transmembrane transport; Golgi calcium ion homeostasis; Golgi calcium ion transport. The record is from RefSeq and is a predicted model, not a curated record.
AUGUCGCCGUCUCUAUUCUCGGGGUUCACCAAGUCGCUGGCCAUGACGGCGCUCUCCGAGAUUGGGGACAGGACCUUCUGCGUUGCCGCGAUUCUGGCCAUGCGCCAUCCCCGGAGACAAGUCCUGGCAGGCUGCGUAGCCUCAUCAGUGGUGAUGACACUUAUAUCGUCUUCUUUGGGAUGGGUUGCACCUAAUCUGAUUUCACGUACAUGGAGUCACUGUGUUACAACUAUGCUGUUUUUUGUAUUCGGCGUUCUGUCGUUGAGAGAGAGUUACAAAGAAGACGGAGAUUCUGAUGAUGAAUUGGAGGAGGUGGAAGCAGAGCUGGAUGCUAACUCAAAGAACAACAAUGGUGAAUCUAACAAUAAAAUCAAGGAUGAUGAUGAUACCAAGAAACAUCAAAGGCCAUUUCUCAUGCGACUCUUUUCACCAGUUUUUAUACAGGCAUUUUCGAUUACAUUCUUUGGUGAGUGGGGUGACAUGAGCCAGAUUGCUACUAUUGGUUUGGCUGCUGAUGAAAACCCAUUAGGCGUUGUCCUUGGUGGAGUCGUAGCUCAAGCACUAUGUACAACUGCUGCUGUUCUUGGAGGAAAGAGUCUGGCCGCCAAGAUAUCUGAAAAGAUGGUUGGAUUGUUGAGUGCAGCGCUAUUUCUGGUGUUUGGUAUGAUGUCCCUGCUUUCAGGACCAGAAGGAGAGUUGUAA